Messenger RNA from Solenopsis invicta (red fire ant), 5593 nucleotides. Its product is annotated as midnolin-A. Gene Ontology annotation, molecular function: protein binding. The record is from RefSeq and is a predicted model, not a curated record. Gene Ontology annotation, cellular component: nucleus. NCBI's taxonomy places the organism in Eukaryota, Metazoa, Arthropoda, Insecta, Hymenoptera, Formicidae.
AAGAGCGGCGGCGGCGGCGGCGGCGGUGGGACGCCGGGAGGAGUGCAGGUGCAGGUGCAUGCAUAUAGACGGCGGUGACGACGACGUACGCGGCGUACCCACGUAGGGGAGCGCUAGGUCUCUCGAACGAGGCGAGAGGGGGAGGAAGGUGAAGAAGAAGAAGUCAGCGGGGACGGGCGCGGAAAGAGGGAAAGCAGAAGAGGGAGAAAGAGGAGGCGGGCGGCGGCGGCGGCGGCGACGGCAGCAGCAGGAACAGCAGACGGAGAGGCAUACACGCGAGCGCGUAGCGGCGGAAAGCGCUAGUCGCGGAGCGCGAGACGGGUCGACGUCUUCGUCCUUGCCUCGUCGCGUCCCGUUGUCCUCGUGCAUGAUCAAAAAAAGUUUCUUAUUCUCGUUAUUGUCGUGCCAGUGCCAGUGCCGCCUCGAUCGACGGUAUAGUGUUCCCCACCCUUCGUCUCCUCCGGCACCGUGGCAGGAUGGACGACACCGCGGGCCCACCGCGAACGUCGGACGUAGCAGCGGAUGGAAGCGAGAGCGACGACGCUAGCAGCAGCAGCAGCAGCAGCAGCAGCAGCGGCGGCGGCGGCGGCGGCACCACCACUACCACCACCACCACCUCAAAGAUGCGGACGAUCGACGAUGACGACGCGAGUGCCGCCCCCGCGUCAUCCGCCGCCCCAACCGUCGGCGGCGACGCCGCCGUCGAUCCCGUCGAGUGUCGUGAUCGGAACGCUAUGAUGAGAGCCGCGUCCCCGGAGCCGCGCGACGCUGCCGCUGUCACUGUUUCCUGUCCGGCGACGACGACGACGCCGCAGCUGCCGCCGUCACCGCAGCCGGGGUGUGGCUGCGUGGCUGCGGCUAACGCGGCCACCGCGCUCGACAAGGACGAGAUCACCGUGUGCAUCACGCCGACCACCGGCGGCCAGUUCGAGCUCGCGGUGGACCGCAACGACACCGUGGAGAAUCUCAAGAAGAUCAUCUCCAAGAAGUUGAAGGUCGCCAAGGAGCGCAUCUGCCUGCUGCAUCGUGAGAGGCAACUGCGCGAAGGCACGCUCGCGGAAAACGGCCUACAGAACGACAGUCGGUUAACGCUGCUGCCGAGCGUGGAAACCGGAUUGUUGGCGCAACGACCGGAGCAGAGCGUAAUGCAGGCCUUGGAGAGUCUCAAUGAUUCACAGGUGAAUGACUUCUUGUCCGGCAAGGCGCCGCUUAAUCUGACGAUGCGAUUGGGCGAUCACAUGAUGUUGAUCCAGCUGCAGCUGUCCACCGUAACUCCGGCAUCGCCGACCACCAGUCAGGCGAGCUCCGCCAGCAGUACCAGUCAUAGUCAUCAUAGCAGCAGCAGCAGCAACAGCAGCAGCAGCAACAACGUUGCUAGCUUACCCAACGGUAGCAAUGCCACGAGCAUGUCCAAUUUGUCUAGCGGUCACUCGUUGCAGACCAGAAGGUUCUUAACGGCCAGAUCACCGGGAAAUAUCGUCAAGCCGCAAAACGUCAGCGGAGCACCGGCUAGCAGAACGUCGCAUCUAAUUAGCAGCCUUGCCAGCGCCCUACACGCAGCCGCCAGCUACAGCAGCAGUGGCAGUUUACCCACCGCCAGCAUCACUACCACGACCACCAGCCCGGUAUGCUCCAGCCGAGUCACAACAUCCUCCUCAUCCGUCUCGGCAGCGUCAAUUAGCCCAGCGCAUUCAUCCUCGUCGUUCAGUAACAACUCGGGCCAGUCUCAAUCCACACGUGGCAAUUCGCACGGCGUCCCACCUACGAACGGCAGUUCUUCCAGCGCGUGCCAGCCCUGUCCAGUCUAUCACCACCAUCAUCAUCAUCACGGCCACCACCACGGUCAUCAUCAUAACCACCAUCACCAUCACCAUCAUCACCAUCAUCAUCACCAUUCGAGGAACAAACCCAGCUUGCCCAAUCUUUCCUCCUCCUCCUCUUCUUCAUCUUCCUUCAGUUCGGGUUCGUCCCCGAUUCAGGAGCAGUCCGCCUUGGAGCCGAUAUCCUACGACACAACGCUACCCAGGAAGAAACUCUGCAGCGGCCACCACCAUCACGGCCAGCCAUCAUCGUCCAUCACCAGUGGUAUGGACGUCACCAGGAGUCAGCACGAGGAAUCAAAUCCGCAGAGUCCGACAUGUACCUCAUCGCUGAUGCUGGAGCAGUCGCCGCCCAAGCCCGCUACCCUCGACACUCGAGCGCUCGCCGAAGCAUCUCGCAACCUCACCCAGAAGCUGAAGCAGCUCUCCUCUGAGGUACUCACCUCGCGGGUCGACCUCGCAGAGGAGAACGCGAGACGCAGGCAGGGUGCGAUAAUAGAGAGUAUGCAUCAUCAUGGUAAGGGCGUGUAUUCCGGUACGUUCAGCGGUACUCUGAACCCAGCCCUUCAGGACAGGCACGGUCGGCCGAAGCGAGACAUUAGCACCAUCAUUCACAUCCUGAAUGACUUGCUCUGUGCAACACCGGCUGCAUCCGCAGGCCACUAUAGGCAUCAUCAUCAUAGGCAUUCGCAUACUCGCCAGCAAUCCUCUUCAAUGUCCACAUCUUCGGCGAGCACCGCAGCCGCCGCGAGUGGAUCUACAACGACGGUUGGCUGUCAUGACUCUACACCAGGUUAUUCCAGCGAGGAAUUGUCGAAGGAGAACGAGGCGACAAAGGGCAAGAUGCGUCGGCUGCGCUUAGUCAUGGAGCAACGUCGUGCUAAGAGAAAAGCCAGGCGGCAGGCGCGAGCGGCGCCAUAUACCACACAGUGGGCCGCGAUGACUCCUGCCGAUCCGAACCACGAGCCGAACACGUCGACUGCGACCUCGAGCACCACCACCACUAACAGCGCGGAGCCGCAGAAUGAGCCGGAGCUUCAGCCGUGCAGCCCCGAACCGGUCGUAGCUUAAAUACCACGUCACUAACAGUCAAUUCACGGCACAGUAGUAUCCUCUAUAUUCGUAUACAUAGGAUAUGAUUGUCGUUUUCGUUUCUACCUAUCGCACUGAUUUAUUCCGAAGGAAGAGUAUAUGCAGGGUCGAACGUGUCCUAUCACGCAAUUACAUUCGCUCCGUACAACUCUCGUUCCGCACAACCAAACGCUGCAAAACGUUUUAAACGUUUGAUUUGACACCUGUUUUUCGUUGAUACCCCGGUACACGGUCUCAAUCAUUACCGCGGAUCCGCUGAGUUUCUCUCCGUAUUAUGCAAGUGUUUCGCUUUCUCCUAUUUGCGUUACCUUAUGCAAAUAGACAUAAUUUGCGAGGAUUCGCUAGCCGACGAAUCAGAAGACAAACUCCAAUCGAUCCUUUUUUUCUUUACCUUUUCUCACAUAGAAUCAAUCAUCCCUUGAUUAAUAUAACGUUUCUUUUUUAUAUCUCCUGUUUUGUCUUUUUGGUUUUAGGUGUUCUGAUUUUAAGAGAUUAGUUCUUUUUUCUCUACUUUUCUUAUUAAAUUCUUUUAGAUCAAAAUCUUUUCUGCAAUACAACAUGCAUUGUAUAGCAUCACGCAUUAAUACACAGUCGUCCCAUAAAAAAAAAACCACUUGCAAUUCACUUUCAUCCAUGGACGCAUCGUUUCAACUCAAUCGUGCGUUUGCUUAUUACUAUCAUCAAUGUGACAACGCAUCGUGAUUAUAACAUGAACGUUUUCCGUGAUGCAAACGUGAUGUGAAGCCAUAGAUUCGCAUCAGGGCAUUUGGAUAUUUAUAAAAAUGAUCGUGCGUGGCGUUACCGCUAUACAUUAGGCAAUAUAUAGUGUUACCGCUAUAAUAAAAAUGUAUAUUACACAUAUAUUAUACAUAUAUAUAUAUCUAUAUCUAUAUCAUUACCAUUACAUGUAUUUAGUAUAACGAAAUACUGGGUAUCUUACGGCUAUCGUUUCCGAACGUUAAUAAAACGGUGAUCUCGCAGUGUUUGGCCGGACUCAGGACUUGAUCGUAGUUGACAAUAAUUACGCUCGGCGAAUGAAUCAGUGUGACGGUUUUACGUAUUUAUACAUCGACAUCGCGCGGGAAGUCGAUGAAUCGUUCUGAAAGAAAGAAAGAGAGAGAGAGAUUGAGAGAGAGUGAAAGGAAUACAGAGAGAGAGAGAGAGAGAGAAUGAAAGAAAGAAAGAGAAAAAUAAAGAGCAAAGCUCUUAUUAAGGCUCCUAUUAAGGAACUUCCUGCUAGAAGUAAAACUCGCCGAUAAACACGCCACACGCGUUUAGGAAACGGAAAAAAAGAGAAGCAGAAUCGCCAUAGUUUCAUCUGUGCGCGUUUACUAGACUCUCUUGACUAUUCUCUCACUAUCAGGCACUCGAAGUCUUAUACGUAGAUGCGAAUAGAAUGAUCACGCGCGUUUGCAUGGAUCGUCAAUGCGAGGGAAAUGCAACAGGCAAAAUCUCGCCGCGUCCCGCUCUCGACGACGCAACUCGUUGUUGCUUUUAAAGUAAGAAGAAGAAAGAAGAAAUAUGCCACGAGAUAAUUCGCGCGUGACAGAAUCUAUGCAAAUUUGUACUUUACGUCCCUUGCGGACUGAUUGAUCUAAAUAAUCGCGAUUUUUUUGUAAGUAGCAAGUGCACUUCCCAACGUCUUCUUCAGAUUAAAAUUGCACUAACUGCAUGCAGAUGUACGUUGGAGUAUUUUCCAUUUAAACUUUUUCAAUAAUGUCAUCGAUUGUUGGCGAUGUUUGUACGUCUAUCUGCGUAUUGUACACACGUGCACGAUCACGCAUAAAAAAUGUAAAGUAACAAUACAAGAAUAAGAUUUAAACGAGGUAAAGUGAAUAAUACAAAGGCUGACUGUAUUUUCAAUGCUACUGUCUGGCCUGGUAGACUGGAAAUUGGAUGAGAUACAAAAAUAUUGUUUUAUUCAGUAUCUUCCGAUAUUUGUGUUCGUUUUACGAUAUCUUCAAUAUUUAGUUAAUAUUUGUCAAGUCAAUAUUUCAGAUUCGUUCAGUCUACCUUCAGUCGUUAAUCAUAUUUAUGCACUCUAGUAAAAGAAAAUAUAGUAAAAGGAAAGUGAAGAAGAUACGAGGGAAAUGAAAGAUUAUUUUUUACGUUAUAUGUAAUUUAGAACGAUCCAAGAAUAGAGGAUUAUGUGUCUAAGUGAGGCGUAAAGUGGUUCAAGUUGAAAAGAGUUGCGUUGGAAAUAGCGUGUUCAUAUCAGUUCUUGUGGCACAUAUGACAUAUGAUGAAAUAUGCUGUAUUUCUUAAUCGUUGGUGAAUCAUAUCUCGACGCUUGGUUACCCUUUGCCUCACAGGAUCACAUUAUACAUUAUUCUUCAAGGAAAUAAGACGAAAAAGGAUGAGAUCGAUACGCUCGGGGAAAGCGUAUAAGACAGUUCUGUAGGAUGAAAAGUUGCGUGAUCGUAUUUCAUGGCGUGCUACGGCCCCACGAUUUAAGUUUAAGUUAAUUAGGUACUACCAGAUAAUACAGUGUCACAUACUACUAAUAGAAUACAUUGCGUUUAGGUUUACUUUAGGAAGAAGAAAAUAUUAUUACCAUUAUUACAUUAUUAUAUAUCAUUAGUAUACCGCUAUUACAAUUUUUGCAAAACUGGCUCAAUAUUGUAAUAUACGACUAUCGGAACCUUUAUCGAGUACCAAAAUAAAUAAGAUUGCUUGCUAAA